AUGUCCGCCCAACAGAACCAGCAGCAGGUUGGCAUUGUCAGCCUUGACCCGGCUUUUGAUCGCCUAAUUGGCAAAAAUGCUGCGAUGCGGAAGGUGAUCCACGAAGAAAACGGUCAGCAGACUUUCCACGAGGCAGGAAUCUAUCUCCCCAAGCACAACAGGGUCUACCUUUCGUCCAACCGUCUUCCAGACUCCAAAUUCGGACAGCGUUCCCUUCUCGUCAGUGUACCACUGGACAAGAUCCCAUCUGCAAACACUCAAGAAAAGUCGAGCAAUGGCAUUCUACCAGAUCUCUCGAGCGACGAGCAAAACAAGUUGUAUUCUACGUUAGAGAUUCUCGAGCAACUGCCAGAGCACAUGGCCAUGCUCAACGGUGCUACCAACUGGGAUGAUGACAGCGUGCUGUGGUGUGAGCAGGGUAACGACAACCGUAAGCUCGAGUCCAACUUUGUCCUCCACAAUGUAGUCACAAACGAGACUACAUCCCUGCUCAACAACUUCGAGGGCAAGCCUUUCUCCAGUCUCAACGAUGCCGUCAGGCAUCCUACUACCCGCUCCGUCUUCUUUACCGACCCAGAUUACGGUGUCGAGCAGUCAUUCAAGUCGCCCGAAAAGGACUAUGCACCCAACGGUGUCUACUCCUGGAAUCCAAAGACGAACAAGGUCAAACUCAUCGACGCCUCCAACUAUUCCAAACCCAACGGAGUCACCUUCCUCCCUGCGCCUGCCAACGACGGUUCGGGUCUGCUGAUCACCACUGACACCGGUAUCUUCCGCUUCCGCCACAAGACUCUCAUGGAGAUGGGUGACUUCUACCUCGACCAGAACGGUCCCUCUGUCAUCUACUCGUACAAGGUUCUUCCUGACAGCGAAUCCAAGGACGGCUUCCCUGCUGUUGAUGUUGGAUCUCGCAAACUCUUCGCCAAAUCGACUAGCGGUGCUCCUGACGGCAUUCAUGUGGAUCAACAGGGCAACGUCUGGGCCGGACACGGCGAUGGCGUCCACUGCUACCAAGUCCAAUCAGAUGCAAGUGGCAAGCUCAUUGGCAAAUUUAUUCUUCCAGGUGGAAGAGGUUGCGCCAACUUCUGCUGGGCUGGCAAGACUAACUUGGGUCAGUACAGGCAGCUCUUGUUCGCCGAGGAUCAACUCUGGGAAACCUUGCUUGACGUCAACGGUCAGGACUAG
This is a messenger RNA of Ustilago hordei, 1185 nucleotides long. RefSeq lists its product as uncharacterized. Lineage: Eukaryota; Fungi; Basidiomycota; Ustilaginomycetes; Ustilaginales; Ustilaginaceae. The record is from RefSeq and is a predicted model, not a curated record. The transcript is spliced from 2 exons. Bases 1 to 1185 code for a protein of 394 amino acids.